Messenger RNA from Nothobranchius furzeri (turquoise killifish), 1713 nucleotides. The record is from RefSeq and is a predicted model, not a curated record. NCBI's taxonomy places the organism in Eukaryota, Metazoa, Chordata, Actinopteri, Cyprinodontiformes, Nothobranchiidae.
AGUCCCUCCCAUCGGUGUGCGUCGGAGCUGAGGUGAAUCCACCAGUCAAACCGACACGGACUGACGCUAGCUAGCUACGGCAGCGCCAUGGAUGGACCUGAAGAGAAAGAUUCCUGUUCCACUGCGACACCUGCGGUCAGCACGCGUUCAAAGAAAAACAAAAAGCAGCGAGUGGAUAACGUUAACACUAAACCAACGCUGUCAACAGAGAAACGUGAUGAUACUUCUUCUGGCCUUGCCCCUACUGCAACUGUGCUUCUUAAUAAGGAGAGACAGGAAGUUGCUUUUCUUAAGGAGAAGCUGGAGUGGCAAAAGAUGAGACUUGAAGAACUGGAAGGAGAGAGGGAUUUCCUCCGAAGUCAGCUAUCAUCUCUGUCAACGCAACCUAAAGACGAACCAUUAAAUGAUACGUUUAUCAACAAUCCUUCUGAAAACUUGGAUUCAUCUUCCACAUCUUCAUCUGCAUCAUCUGAGUGGUCAUCCUCAUCCUCAUCUUCACCCCCAAAGAAGCAAAAGCGCAAAUUCAAAAACAAGCAUUCAAAAGCCAAGAAAUACAAGAAGGAGGAAAAGAAGUUCCGGCAGCGUGUCCGAACACCAAGUGAGAUUGUGCAGAGAUACAAGUCCCUCCUCAAGACAUUUCCAAAGAUGAAGACCUUGUCCAAAGCUUUUCAGAAGCAUGGGAUUGACAGAAACACAGUUGUGUCCACGGCAUCAGUUGCUGAGCUCGCUAUCGCAGCUCCUCUUGUUUACCAGGAGCUGAUCUCCAACAAGCCCAGUGGAGAGACGGUACUCCAUUUUGCUAAGCGAUGUGAGGAAGAGAUUCAAAGCAAUGAUGAAGUGAAAAACAAAAUAGAAAGCAUGAAGGCUGAUGGAUCUUUGCUUCCAAUUCGAAGAGGCAAGUCUGUCUGAAAGCCUACUCAGUUAUCUGACUUGUUCUGUUUCAGCAUAUUUAGCUAUAGAACAAAUGUGUGUGAAACUGGUAAUUUUUUAACGAUCUGUUCAGUUAUGUGUUCAGUUUCCACACAACAAAGAUUUUUCUUGUCAUUUUUGUUUAGAAGGUUUUGUGUGUCCUAAGUGUAACCAAAACAACUGCACAUGUUAAGAUAGAGUAUUGUCUAAUGUUAUAAGGCAGCUUGUUAUACUUUUCAUAGUAAGGCCCCUAGUCUUCAAAAAGUUUACUGGUUAUAAAUAAAUGUUAACUAGUUUCAUACUAAAAAAGUUUCAUUUUACAUUUAAAAAUGUUUAAGAGUCAUUAAUAAACACUGAUAUGUUUUAUACUUUACAAUAAGGCUCCCUUUUGUAAUUAUAAAUGUUUAUUAACUAUUAAUAAAUAAAGACAUAUUUUACACUUUACAAUAAGGCUCCAGUUUGUAUUUAUAAAUGUUUAUUAAUCAUUAAUAAAUAAAGACAUGUUUUAUACUUUACAAUAAGGCUCCCUUUUGUAAUUAUAAAUGUUUAUUAACUAUUAAUAAAUAAAGACAUAUUUUACACUUUACAAUAAGGCUCCAGUUUGUAUUUAUAAAUGUUUAUUAAUCAUUAAUAAAUAAAGACAUGUUUUACACUUUACAAUAAGGCUCCAGUUUGUAUUUAUAAAUGUUUAUUAAUCAUUAAUAAAUAAAGACAUGUUUUACACUUUACAAUAAGGCUCCAGUUUGUAUUUAUAAAUGUUUAUUAACUAUUAAUGAAUAAAGACAUAUUUUACACUUUACAAUA